AUGACGAGUGAGGUGAUCGAAGAUGAGAAACAGUUCUAUUCGAAGGCUAAGACGUACUGGAAGGAAGUCCCGCCCACCGUGGACGGCAUGCUCGGGGGGUAUGGCCACAUCUCCAGCAUCGACAUCAGCAGCUCCCGGAAGUUCCUGCAGAGGUUUUUGAGGGAAGGCCCAAACAAGACGGGGACCUCCUGUGCCUUGGACUGCGGAGCCGGCAUAGGCCGGAUCACCAAGCGGCUGCUCCUGCCGCUCUUUGGAGUGGUGGAUAUGGUGGACGUGACCGAAGACUUUCUGAUUAAAGCCAAGACCUACCUGGGGGAGGAGGGCAAGAGGGUGAGGAACUACUUCUGCUGCGGCCUCCAGGACUUCAGCCCCGAGCCUAAUUCCUACGACGUCAUCUGGAUCCAGUGGGUGAUAGGUCACCUGACUGAUCAGCACCUGGCCGAGUUCCUGCGGCGCUGCAAGCAGGGCCUGCGCCCCAAUGGCAUCAUUGUCAUCAAAGACAACAUGGCCCAGGAGGGCGUGAUCCUGGAUGACGUGGACAGCAGCGUGUGCCGGGGCCUCGAGGUGGUCCACAGGAUCAUCCGCAGCGCGGGCCUCAGCCUGCUAGCCCAGGAGCGCCAGGAGAACCUUCCCGAUGAGAUCUAUCACGUGUACAGCUUAGCCCUGAGAUGA
Messenger RNA from Puma concolor (puma), 672 nucleotides. It is a transcript of the gene NTMT1, whose product is annotated as N-terminal Xaa-Pro-Lys N-methyltransferase 1. NCBI's taxonomy places the organism in Eukaryota, Metazoa, Chordata, Mammalia, Carnivora, Felidae. The record is from RefSeq and is a predicted model, not a curated record. Gene Ontology annotation, cellular component: cytoplasm. Gene Ontology annotation, molecular function: N-terminal protein N-methyltransferase activity.